Messenger RNA from Bemisia tabaci, 1399 nucleotides. The record is from RefSeq and is a predicted model, not a curated record. NCBI's taxonomy places the organism in Eukaryota, Metazoa, Arthropoda, Insecta, Hemiptera, Aleyrodidae.
GAUGGCGAAGAGCCUCAUUUAAUCACUGGUGAUCGGGAAACUUUCAACGCGAUUUUGUCAAGUCAGCAAAAUAUCGAUAAAUUUCGUCACUACGAACAUUUCAGAGUUCAAAACACGACCAAUGUUGUAAACGGAAUAUUCGUAUCUUCCGGAGAUGACUGGCGGUUGAUACGAAAGAUGAUAAACCCGUGUUUCAGGACGAAAAUCCUGACAACUUUUGACGAAAACUUCUUCUAUCAUGUGAAUAUUUUUGUCGACCAACUUGAGCAGCACGUGAAUGGAGACGCAUUUGAUGUAUUUUUACCCGUCAAUUUGUGUACUAUAGAUUUAAUUUGUGAUAAUAUGAUACGCUCGCGGAUGGAUGUUCAGAAGAAAAACUUGGCGUAUCUUUCUCACUCCAUGACGCGGCUCUCUGAGAUGCUUUUUGAGAGGGCGUUUUCCCCAUUGCUCUGGUCAGACCUACUUUACAAGCUUGUCGGAAAAUGGAAACUUCACAAUGAAUAUCUCACUAAAGGGUUCAACUUCCUUGAAGAGAUACUGACGCGAAGAAUUGAAGAAAGGGACAAUUUCAAAGCCACUACAUCGGCUGCAGAGGGCGAGGGAACUUUUAUCGACGUUUUGUUAGAGAAUCUUGAUCUUAAGAUCAUAACAAGAGAUCACGUAUUUUCCGAGAUAACGGAUAUGUUCGUUGCUGGAUCCAUUACGACGGCAUUGACGAACUCAUGGGUGUUUAAGCUGCUGGCGAUGUUCCCUGAGAUACAGGAAGGAGCUUACCAAGAAAUCGUUGAAAACUGUACCGAUGGAAAAGUGACACCGGACGAUCUACCCAAGCUAGUUUACUUGGAAAUGAUCAUUAAAGAGACUCUGAGGCACUUCUGUGUCCCGGUCACUGGUCGACGAAUCACCGAGGAUUUAAAAGUCAACGAAGAACUCACCAUUCCAGCAGGAAUUCAGGUAUUUCUGUGCGCGUAUACGCUUCAUCAUGACCCGCAAUAUUGGCAAAAACCUGGAGAGUUCUACCCAGAACAUUUUUCUCCAGCCAACGAGGCUAGCAGACCCAAAGGAGCAUACGUGCCUUUCUUAAGUGGACCCAGGGCUUGUCCGGGUAAAACAUACGCAAUGAGAUCAAUCAAGUUCCUUGUUGCAAACACGUUAUUGAGAUUCAAAUUCUCAACGGACGAGAGACCCCCACCAGACGUGAGGGAUUUAGAUUAUCGCUUAAUUUUCAUGAUAUGGCCAACAUCUGGAUAUAACGUCAAAAUCAGCAAGAGGUGACAGUACUGUUUCUGUCAGGCGAGCAAUAUUUAUUGUCAGGAAAUGUUUGGUUCCUGGAUUAGACUCAACUUUUUGAAUGCAUCUUUACUUAUUUAUGAAUAAAUUUAGUCUAUUUAUGCAGGAA